Ricinus communis (castor bean) is the source of this 930-nucleotide messenger RNA. RefSeq names its product dolichol-phosphate mannose synthase subunit 2. Bases 516 to 758 code for a protein of 80 amino acids. Gene Ontology annotation, molecular function: enzyme regulator activity. Gene Ontology annotation, cellular component: endoplasmic reticulum membrane; dolichol-phosphate-mannose synthase complex. The record is from RefSeq and is a predicted model, not a curated record. Gene Ontology annotation, biological process: GPI anchor biosynthetic process. NCBI's taxonomy places the organism in Eukaryota, Viridiplantae, Streptophyta, Magnoliopsida, Malpighiales, Euphorbiaceae. The transcript is spliced from 5 exons.
GGGCCAAUAUUUUUUUUCAUUUUCAUUUUUUUUUUAUUUUAAAAAAGAACAAUUGGGAGAUCAGAUUUCAAGAGCGGGCUCGCAGCUGUGCAUAAAUGGCAGAACUUAACCUGGCCCAAGAUUUAAAUUGUCGCCGCUGUUAAUGGAACAAAUGAUUUCUCUCGCUUUGAAAUUGAAAGUAUCGAAAAUCGCUGGUUUUCGGUAAAUGGCACUUGUCAUUCUUUCCAAAUGAUUGAAAUCUGAUCUAUGGCACUCGCUCUUUUUGUUAAAUGUGAUUCCUUAUGUAAUUUUAGAUUAUGAAUCAAUCUGAUUGCAGCCUGCAAGCCCAAGGGCUCUGACCAUAGUUCACUUGAAGACUUGCAACUCGGAAGUGGCAUGUAGGAUGUAAUUGUUCAACUAAUUCCCGAGUUUGCCAUUGAGCAGUUUCUUUAAUUGAGGGGGAGGAUUGUUAAUUCAGCUAGAAGAAACCUGCUGAAUUCGCUCAUUGUGAAAGAGCCAGCAGCCAUAGAUUUGGCAUGGAAUUAGCAGACAGAGCAGUUGGGUUUCUGUUAUCAUUCAUCAGUUUAUCCAUCUUCACUUAUUAUACUUUCUGGGUCAUUAUUCUGCCAUUUGUUGACAGCGACCACUUUGUCCACCAGUAUUUCCUGCCACAAGAAUAUGCCAUACUCAUACCCGUAUUUGCUGGUGUAGCACUUCUCUGCUUCUUAUGCAUGUUUAUCGGAUUUGUGAUGCUUAAAUCAAAAAAGAAGAAAGCAUAAGGCAAAUGUUUUAGCCAUUUCCAUGUAUUCUAGUAUAUUAAGAUUUUGUAGUCUAGCCUGGAAUUUUGAACUUGUUUAGCACGUUGGUUGCUGUGGACGAGAUUGUAAAGGGCUUAUUUUACUUCUGAUAUUAUACAACAUGUUUCUUCUUUAAAAGGAGGUUUAAUCGCAA